CCUUUUUUGUGUGUGUUGUUGCUUCUGUGUGUAUCAACCCGCAACCAUUUUUUUUUAAAAAAAAUAAAUCUUGUGAGGAGCGAUUGAAGGAGGGGGGUGGAAGCUCAUGCAAGCCGCUCUCCCCUCCCGCUCACGUCGCCUUGCUGCGAGGCGCUGGAGGGUGCGUGCGGGUGUGUGUCACUUUAAGAGUGUGUACGAGCCAAGCCUCGGAGGGUGAGGAGGCGGCGGCGGCGAAGGUAGCAACGGCGGCGGCAACGGAGAGACUGGAAGGAUGGCGGACACAGACCUAUUUAUGGAAUGUGAGGAGGAGGAGUUGGAACCGUGGCAGAAAAUCAGCGACGUGAUCGAGGACUCUGUGGUCGAGGAUUAUAAUUCUGUUGACAAAACCGCAACAGUUUCGGUGAGCGUGCAGCCAGUUGCCACCCCAAUGCCGAUCGUCGCCCAUGCCUCCAUUGGCGGCAACCUCACAACGCCCACAUCUGUCAGCAGCAGUGGGCCACCCAACAGCGACAGCGCAAAGAAGACCCUGGUUACACUCUUUGCAAACAACAGUGCUGGUGCUCCUCUCGUUCAGCAAGGUGGGCAGCCUUUGAUCCUCACUCAGAACCCAGCCUCCGGUCUCAGCACAGUGGUGACCCAGCCAGUCCUCCGCCCCGUACAGGUCAUGCAGAACGCUAACCACGUGACCAAUUCCCCAGUGACCAGCCAGCCCAUCUUCAUCACAACCCAGGGUUUUCCCGUACGGAACGUCCGGCCUGUGCAAAAUGCAAUGAAUCAGGUUGGGAUUGUCUUGAACGUACAGCAAGGCCAGACAGUGCGGCCCAUUACCCUUGUCCCAGCCCCAGGUACCCAGUUCGUGAAGCCCGCCGUUGGCGUCCCUCAGGUUUUCUCUCAAAUGGCCCAGGUGAGACCUGGUCCAACCAUGCCGGUCCGACCGUCCUCCAACACUUUCACGACGGUCAUUCCGGCCACCCUUACCAUCCGGAGCACGGUACCGCAGUCCCAGGCCCAACCGCAAAGUAAGUCCUCUCCCAGCACCUCCACCACUCCUACUUCAGCGCAGCCAACCGCACUGGGACAGUUAACUGUACAACAGCCAGGGCAGUCCACUCAAGCUACUAACCCCAAAUUAGUGAGCAUUGCAAGCUUUGUGACAGUGAAAAGGCCUGGGGUGACGGGGGAGAACAGCAACGAGGUGGCGAAGUUGGUGAACACCUUGAAUACAGUUCCUUCGCUUGGCCAGAGCUCAGGCCCCAUUGUGGUCUCCAACAACAGCCCGGCCCACGGCUCUCAGAGAGCAGGCAUCUCAGAGUCCUCGUCGCAGAAAGUCAGUUCCUCGCCCAUCCCUGCCUUCGACUUGCAAGACAGCGGGCGGAAAGUCUGUCCCCGGUGCAAUGCCCAGUUUAGAGUCAUUGAAGCUUUAAGAGGCCAUAUGUGCUACUGCUGCCCUGAAAUGGUGGAGUUCCUGAAGAAAGGGAAGCCCCUGGAGUCUGAACCAAAUAUCCAAGCCCCCAAGCCCCCUUCCCCAGAGAAGACGGCUGCCGUUUCUUCGCCCCCCUCCUCUACCCCCAUCCCCGCCCUGUCGCCCCCGGCCAAAAUCUCUGAUCACAGCGAGGUCGCUGGCGAUGGGGCGCAGAGCAAACUGAUCAUGCUGGUGGACGACUUCUACUACGGCAGGGACGGCGGCAAAGCGAACCAGCUGCUGAACUUCCCCAAGGUGCCAACGUCCUUCCGCUGCUCACACUGCACCAAGCGGCUCAAGAACAACAUACGGUUUAUGAACCACAUGAAGCACCACGUCGAACUGGAUCAGCAGAACGGGGAGGUGGACGUCCACACCAUCUGCCAGCACUGCUACCGGCAGUUCCCCACUCCCUUCCAGCUGCAGUGCCACUUGGAGAACGUACACAGCCCCUACGAAUCGACCACGAAAUGCAAGAUUUGUGAAUGGGCUUUUGAGAGCGAGCCCAUGUUCCUGCAGCAUAUGAAGGAUACUCACAAGCCAGGAGAGAUGCCCUACGUCUGCCAGGUCUGCCAGUACCGCUCGUCGCUCUACUCCGAGGUGGACAGCCAUUUCCGAAUGGUCCACGAGGACACGCGACACCUCCUCUGCCCUUACUGCCUCAAGGUCUUCAAGAACGGCAACGCCUUCCAGCUGCACUUCAUGAAACACCAGGUAAAUCACGCUCAGAAGAAGAGCGUCUACAACUGCAACAAGUGUCGGCUGCAGUUCCUCUUUGCCAAGGACAAGAUUGAGCACAAGCUGCAGCACCACAAAACCUUCCGCAAGCCCAAGCAACUGGAAGGACUGAAGCCGGGCACCAAGGUCACCAUCAGGGCAUCUAGAGGGCAGCCGCGGACGGUGCCCCUGUCUGCAAAUGACAUGCCCCCAGGCCUCCUCCAGGACGCCACCUUGCUGUCAGCCUCGUCGGACCCCCAGCCUAACUUCCUGUGCCCACCUUACCAGAGGAACGUCCAGAAGAAAGCCGUCAGGAAAAUGAGUGUCCUCGGCAGGCAGACGUGUCUGGAGUGUAGCUUUGAAAUCCCGGAUUUCCCAAACCACUUCCCCACCUACGUCCACUGCUCGCUGUGCCGUUACAGCACCUGCUGCUCACGCGCCUACGCCAACCACAUGAUUAACAACCAUGUUCCUCGCAAGAGUCCAAAGUACUUGGCUUUGUUCAAAAACUACACUGCGUGCGGGGUGCGGCUGGCCUGCUCUGCUUGUCUUUUUGCAACGUCGGAAGGCGAUGCGAUGGCCAAGCAUCUUGUCUUCAACCCGUCGCAUGAAUUCAGCAACGUCCUUCUCCGAGGUUCUGCCUGGAGUUCCCAUUCAAGGCCUGCUCAGCCCUUCGACAGAGGUGUGAAGAGUCCAGGCUCCACCUACCCCUCGAGCAAAGCUGCUACUGUGAACACGGCCUCUCCUCUGCCCGAGGACGAUAAGGACAAGGAGGUGCCCGAGGCUAGCAAGAGACCUGCCGCUGCCGCCCAGGAGGGAGAAGAGUGCUUAAACGUGGAAGAGCAAGAAGAGGAGCCGCCGGCAAAGGAAGUGCCCCAGCCAGUGAGCAAAAAGGAGCAGCUCUCUGUGAAGAAGCUCCGGGUGGUCCUUUUUGCUUUAUGCUGCAACACCGAGCAGGCGGCAGAGCACUUCAAGAACCCCCCGAGGCGGAUCCGGCGCUGGCUGCGUAGGUUCCAGGCUUUCCAGGAGGAGAACGUGGCCUCUCUGUCCGAGGGCAAGUACCUGAGCUUUGAGGCCGAGGAGAAGCUGGCGGAAUGGGUUCUCACCCAGCGGGAGCAGCAGUUGCCGGUCAACGAGGAGACCCUUUUCCAGAAGGCCACGAAGAUUGGGCGUUCCCUGGAAGGGGGCUUCAAGAUCUCCUACGAGUGGGCAGUGCGCUUCAUGCUCCGGCACAACUUGAGCACACAUAACCGCCGAGCGGUGGCCCACCCCCUCCCCAAAGACGUCGAGGAAAAUGCCAGCUGCUUCAUCGAGUUUGUGCAGCGGCAGAUCCACACCCAAGACCUCCCCCUCUCCAUGAUUGCAGCCAUUGAUGAGAUCUCUCUCUUCCUGGACAUGGAGGUGCUGUGCAGCGACGACCGGAAAGAGAACGCCUUGCAGACGGUCGGGACGGGCGAGCCCUGGUGUGACGUCGUCCUCGCCAUCUUGGCCGAUGGGAGCGUCCUGCCCACCCUCGUCUUCUACCGGGGCCGUGUGGAGCAGGCCGCCAACGUGCCGGAGACGAUUGUCCUCGAGGUGAAGGAGAGUGGCUACAGCGACGACGAGAUCAUGGAAGCCUGGUCUUCCAAGGUAUGGCAUAAACACAUAGAUAGCCAAAACAGCAAAGGCAUGCUGGUCCUGGAUUGCCACCGGACGCACCUCUCGGAAGAAGUCCUUUCCGUGCUGAGCUCCUCCAAUACGCUGCCGGCUGUGGUCCCUGCUGGCUGCAGCUCCAAAAUCCAGCCAUUGGACGUUUGCAUCAAAAGGACUGUGAAAAAUUUCUUGCACAAAAAGUGGAAAGAACAGGCCAAGGAGAUGGCCGACUCCACGUGCGACUCGGACAUCCUUCUCCAGCUGGUCUUGUGCUGGCUGGCUGAGGCCCUCGAGGUCAUCAGUGACUGCCCCGAACUGGUCCAGCAGUCUUUCCUGGUGGCCAGCGUACUGCCGGGCCCUGACGGCACGGCCAACAUGCCCACCCGCAAUGCUGACAUGCAGGAAGAGCUCAUCUCUUCACUGGAGGAGCAGCUGAAGCUCAACAACGAGCCACAAGAGGAAGAGGCUGACCUGCAAGACAGAGCGCCGGCUGAUGAAUCGGCCAACCCCGAGAUCCUCCACCAGCUUUUUGAAGGGGAGAGCGAGACGGAAUCGUUCUAUGGCUUUGAGGAUGCCGAUUUGGAUCUUAUGGAAGUCUGAGCGCCCGCCCGCCUGACCCAGAGAAGAGUUCUUUUUCUCUUUUUUAAAUCAAUGUUGGAUGAGACCAUUUUCACUUCCCUGUGGAUUUGUGGGUAUAGGAGAUUAGUAGGUGAACAUGCAGACUGAUAGCCAUUUUUGCUGUUCAUUUCUAAAAAAAUUGUGCUUAAUUUGUUUUUGUUUUUCUUAAAUCACUGUGUUGGUAUUUUCUGAAGAUAUAUUGUGGGUGAUUUUUUUUUUCAUUUUCUUUACCUCACUGUAUUAUAGUUUCUGGGUUGUUUUUGUUUUAUACUGUGCAAAAAGGUUUUUAAUUAAUCUACAUCAUCAAUGUGACCUUUUUUGAAAACCAAGGAAAACCAGUAUGUAGCUAAUGAAUGAAUAUCUACAUCCUUUUUUUAAAAAAAACACAAAAUUGUUGUAACACAGAGGCCCCCUCCUUCCCCCCCCCCCUUUUAACACUUGGAUCCAGAAAUGAAGAUUUCUGGGAUAACAUUUUUUUUUUAUAAAAAGGUAUGAACGAUUACUUUAACACAUGGAACAUUCUAUAAUGGCUCUUUGAAAUUUGAGAUUUCCUUAUUGAAAAGAAAAGAGAACAGCAAUUAAAUGCAGAGAUUGUCGUUUCGGGGUAGGAGGGAGUGGAUCCCACCAGUUGGUCACCAGCAAAUGGAUCUUUAUAGAAGUGGAAGUACUGUACUUUGGGUUGACAGACAAUCCGCUUGUCGAAAGUUACCUAGACUUCCCGACAGACGUAACCGUUCUGCUUUUUAAACGUUGGUCAAAUCAUCAGACCCGCAGCUCCUUUGAACUGCAAACAAGCUUAGACUGUGGAAGAUCCCAAGCCUUUGACGGCACCCUUUCUGGGCGGGGUGGUGGUGAUUGCAAGCUAAUUCUCUACUGGACCAUUGUCUUAAUCUUUUAAAAACUAUCCAUCGCUACUGAAGUCUGCUUUUUCCGAUGGCGCCAAGACACUACGUUCCCCAAAUAUAGCGCUCCGAUCGAACCCAGCUGUGACAUGCACAAAAAGACAGAGAGAGAGGGAAGUUUCCUGUUUUUAUUUUUCACUGCCAGCAUAAAAAUAGAGAGACACAGAGAGAAGAAAAACGAGAUGUUUUUUUCUACUGUUUGCAUGUUUGAGAGUUUUUAAAAAUUGUAACGUAUUAUGGUCUGAACAAUGAAAAGCAUUUUGACAUAGCAAAACAGUGGGAACCUCACCCCCCCUUCUGUUGCUUUCCGUUGAGGUUUUAAGAAUCUCCUCUCUUACUGAAGCCUUCCCUCCCCGAAAGGCCCCCACCCCAGUGACUCAAGGGAAGCAGGAAAUCGGGUGGGCUGACCUGUAAAUGGUUAAUCUUUAAAAUGUACAUAUGUGGAACAUUUAAUAAAGCCAGGGAAAUGGAUUUAUAAAA
Messenger RNA from Rhineura floridana, 5811 nucleotides. It is a transcript of the gene POGZ, whose product is annotated as pogo transposable element derived with ZNF domain. Gene Ontology annotation, molecular function: DNA-binding transcription factor activity, RNA polymerase II-specific; RNA polymerase II cis-regulatory region sequence-specific DNA binding. The coding region runs from base 272 to 4411 and encodes 1379 amino acids. The transcript has 19 exons. Gene Ontology annotation, biological process: regulation of DNA-templated transcription. The record is from RefSeq and is a predicted model, not a curated record. Lineage: Eukaryota; Metazoa; Chordata; Lepidosauria; Squamata; Rhineuridae.